Messenger RNA from Hemicordylus capensis (graceful crag lizard), 584 nucleotides. Its product is annotated as protocadherin alpha-8-like. The coding region runs from base 175 to 444 and encodes 89 amino acids. The record is from RefSeq and is a predicted model, not a curated record. Lineage: Eukaryota; Metazoa; Chordata; Lepidosauria; Squamata; Cordylidae. The transcript is spliced from 2 exons.
CCUGCCUGUCAAAUCUACAAGCGGGAUAUCACACAAUGGAUGCAACACCACUGGAAAAUAUCCCAAUGAUUUUACACCUAUCAGUCUAGAUGAGUUGCUUGGAUUCUUCACUCCUCUAAGGAAAGAGAUCUUUAACAAAGAUCAGAGACUGCGAGGCUUGUGUCUGCAUUUGCAAUGGUUGCCUGGGAGAAUGAUUUUGUGGCAAAGCGGCUGCUGCAGCUGAUUCUGCUCCACACAGCCUGGGAGGUGGGGACCAGCCAGCUCCAUUAUUCUGUGCCUGAGGAAUCCCAGCAUGGCACUUUUGUGGGCCGCAUCGCCCAGGAUCUGGGGCUGGAGGUGAGUGAGCUGGUGCCUCGGCUCUUCCGGAUGGUUUCCAAAGGACCCGAGGACUAUUUUGAGAAGAUAAAGCCAAUCUUCCCUUAUCGGGACACUGUAAAAUUCUGAUUGAGGUGUUAGAUAUGAAUGACAACAUUCCAGAAGUGUCAGUGACUUCUCUGUCUGUGCCAGUGCCUGAGGACUCCCCACUAGGGAUAGUGGUGGCCCUGAUUAGUGUCUCAGACAAAGACUCUGGAGCCAAUGGGCAA